CCUUUUUUUAUCAGCUAAUGUUUAUUUUCCUAUGAAAUGUGAAAGAUAGAAAGAACUCCUCUAUAGCAAUAGAAUUCUAUUCCUGCCAACCAAAUGGCUCCAAAGAAAUCCUACAAGAUUUCUCCAAACCAAACCAAAGGAGGCUUGAAAGUGAGUAAACUUGUAAUCAAGUUGGGGUAGUAAAAGUAAUCAGGUAAUCCGGGUGCAGAAACACUCGUGUAAUUUCGUCGGUGGCGCCAAAGACGGGCACCGCCACCUUUUGUUUCACUUUCCAGUUUCAGAUUUGGACGGGGAAGGAAGGCCUGCACACAGGGCGCACGCCGAAAUCAUCAGAGGCAUGCCUGCUAUUCUACUCCUGGGAGGGCUCAUCUUUUCGGUGCGUUCCUCCGCUCCCCGCCACCGACUAGCAAAGCAAAUCACCCGCAACCUGCCAACGCCGGAGCGGGAGCGGCGGCCGGAUCCACGCGCACCUGACAACUCCACCCGCGCGCACUGCUAAACACUACUGCCAGCCACUAAACACUCGUGCCUAGCUAGCUCGGCGCGCGCUAUAAGAGGGCACGCCGGUGCACGGCAACCGGCAACUCGUUCGAUAUUGUGAGCCAGUUCAAACUUGAGUGUCACUGUCGCUAGUAGUGCGUCCAUGGCUCUGGGAAGAGGCAGUGCGAGGAGCGGCGCGGCCGCGGCGGCGGCGCUGCUGCUCGGCUUGCUCGUGACGAGCGCCGAGGCGGCGAAGUACACGGUCGGCGACUACGGGGGCUGGAAGUUCAACGUCGCCGGGUGGGCCAAGGGGAGGACCUUCCGCGCCGGCGACGUGCUCGAGUUCAAGUACAACGGGGCGGUGCACGACGUGGCGGCCGUGGACGCGGCGGCGUACCGGAGCUGCGUGGUGCCCAAGGGCAAAAGGGCGCUGCGCAGCGGGCACGACAGGGUGAGGCUGGUCAAGGGGAUGCACUACUUCGUCUGCACCGUGCGCGGGCACUGCAAGGCCAACAUGAAGAUCGCCGUCAGGGUCAUCUAGAGACCAGAGUGGCACUUACUUGUUGUUAACCACAUUCAGAUCAGAUCGAUCCAAAGCUUUCGACUGAAGCUUUUAGCUUGCUUAUUAAUGCUUACACCAACUGCAAUUGUUCUAGAUGCGGCUAGCUAUCGCGAUUUAGGGGGGUGUUUUUUUACAGGAACUUUUUGCUGUAGGGACUAAAAAAACUCCCUUUUAGUCUCAUGUGAAAGAAACAUGAGAGACUUUUAAGGACUAAAAUGGGGUAUUCGGGACUAAAGGAAGAAGUCCCUAUGAAAGGGUCUUUUUAAAACUUUUGACACUUUUUUCAACA
This is a messenger RNA of Hordeum vulgare subsp. vulgare (domesticated barley), 1331 nucleotides long. Its product is annotated as chemocyanin-like. Bases 644 to 1021 code for a protein of 125 amino acids. Gene Ontology annotation, molecular function: electron transfer activity. The transcript has 2 exons. Gene Ontology annotation, cellular component: plasma membrane. The record is from RefSeq and is a predicted model, not a curated record. Lineage: Eukaryota; Viridiplantae; Streptophyta; Magnoliopsida; Poales; Poaceae.